Hemicordylus capensis (graceful crag lizard) is the source of this 2569-nucleotide messenger RNA. It is a transcript of the gene PLPBP, whose product is annotated as pyridoxal phosphate binding protein. The transcript has 8 exons. Bases 89 to 913 code for a protein of 274 amino acids. The record is from RefSeq and is a predicted model, not a curated record. Gene Ontology annotation, cellular component: intracellular anatomical structure. Gene Ontology annotation, molecular function: pyridoxal phosphate binding. NCBI's taxonomy places the organism in Eukaryota, Metazoa, Chordata, Lepidosauria, Squamata, Cordylidae.
AUUGGCUCGCUCGGGAAGAGCGGCGUGUGUGGCGGAAGCCGGGCAAGGGGGCGAGCGAGAGACCCCGAUCGGCAGCCUGGGUGUAGGGAUGUGGCGAUCCGGGAUGGCUGCUGGGGAAGGCCUGGGACCGGCGCUCAGGGCGGUGAAGGAGCAGGUGCAGCAGGCGGCGGCCCGGAGGCCCCAGGGUUUGCCUGCCAUACAGCCUCGCCUGGUAGCUGUCAGUAAAACGAAACCUGCGGAAAUGGUAAUUGAGGCCUACAACCACGGACAGCGGAGCUUUGGAGAAAACUAUGUACAAGAAUUGCUAGAGAAAGCGUCAGAUUCCAAAAUUCUGUCUUCGUGUCCGGAGAUCAAAUGGCAUUUCAUUGGCCACCUGCAGAAAAACAACGUCAACAAGCUGAUCGCUGUACCCAAUCUAUUUAUGCUGGAAACAGUGGAUUCUUUAAAACUGGCUGACAGAGUGAAUGGUUCCUGGCAGAAAAGAGGCUCUUCAGAGAAGCUAAAGAUCAUGGUACAAGUGAACACCAGUGGGGAAGACAGUAAGCAUGGCCUGCCACCUGGAGAAACAGUGACGACUGUGGCACACAUCCUCCAGAAGUGCCCAAGCCUGGAAUUUGUGGGCUUGAUGACGAUUGGCAGUUUUGGCCAUGACAUCAGCAAGGGGCCAAAUCCUGACUUCCAGAUGCUGAUCUCCCUGCGCCGGGAAGUGUGUGACCAGCUCAGUAUCCCCAUUGAGAAAGUUGAGCUGAGCAUGGGGAUGUCUACAGACUUCCAGCAUGCAAUUGAAGUUGGCUCUACCAAUGUUAGGAUCGGAAGUACUAUCUUUGGAGAGCGCGACUACUCCAACAAACCCGCCAGCAACAAGGCCCUGGGGGAGGUCCAAGGCAACCGGGAGAACUUGGUGGAGCACUAACUGGAGGAAGUCCGGGAGAUUCCCCCAGCUUGUGAUGGACCUUACUAUGCACUUGACUCUCCUUUUGUGAGGACUGGCGUGGGACACGAUCGAGUACUCAGAGGGUGUCGCAAGCACUUUGUUACCUGUAAUUUUACUCUUGUGUAUCCAUAGAGAUUGGAUUUUUUUUAACCAGCAGAUGAACACCUGUGAUUGACAAGUGACUUUUUGGUACUUUAGCUACAGUGACUUUAGAUAGCUAUACUGGAUAACCAGCUACUUCAGCCCUGCUAAGGCAGGGUGUGAAACAUCUCCAGCGACCAUGAUACAUUUCCAGCCAGAAAAAAAAUGUUUUUCUUGUUUCCCCUAAGUCCCUCUCUCUGGUGGUGCCUCGGAGAGGGGGCACACCUCAAAAGCCACCUCCCCUGAAAUGCUGUAGAGGGUCCGUGUGUGUGUGUGUGUGUGUGUGUGUGUGUGUGUGUGUGUAGACAUGAGCAUCUUUGCAGAGGUCUCUUAGACCCUUAAUGACACUAAAAAAAGUAACGCCUGUCAGUGUGUAUGGUUCGCUGAAUGUUACACAGAGGAAGUGUGGCUGAUCCACUUGCAAGUGUUAAUUGACGGUAGCUUUUGAGUCACAGAUCUGAAAGGUAGAGUGCAUUUGUGUGUGUGUGUUGCAAUUGACUCCCAAAGGCUGCUGUUGCCAGCUCCGCUCAUUGACUACAUAUCACGCUUUCUUUUGCUAUAACCUGUCCUUUCAGCUCUUUGGGUCAACUGAUUCAAGUAGUUCUGCUAGGUAGCAGUAUGUUCCACUAGCCAAAGCUUGGGGGGGGGGGAGACUCCUGACUCUGCCACUGACUUGCUGUGUGAUCUUGGCCAAGUCACUUAACCAUACUGUGCCUGCAUCCCCUGUAUGAAAAAUGGGGCUGACCUACCUCACGUGAGAGACUGUGAGGCUGCCAGGCUUGGAAGGUUCUUUGAAACACUGCCUCUCACCCUGCAGGGAAGGCAUUAGGGCAGUAUAAUGCAGUCAAAACAAGAUCUAGCAGCCAAGAUGUUAGCGCUUACCUACAUCUCUGUGCAUGUGUCAUGGGGCAGUCUGAGUGGUGGGUCUGCAAGUGGUUUGUACACAAGGAACUAUUAACUGAUGCACUCCCUGGUUGAAUACAGAACAUUGUCAUCCCAGAUGGUGGGCCCAAGUGGUAGAAAGGAACAAUGCGUUGUCUCACCACUGUACAUAUUGCUCCAAGAUCUUAGAAACCCAUUAAACCAGACCUGGCGUUUGCAUCAUUCGGAUCUCACCCAUGCACUCAUCCCUCUCUGCUGCACCCUACUCCGUGGAAAUGUUUACAGUGGAAUCUGUUCUGUAACUCACAUGUUGACAAUCUACUUUUAAGGCCCAGCCUGCUGCUAAAAUGACUUUAGUCCCUGGUAGAAAUACCCGUUUCUCCUCUUUCUCCCCGCAAGAAGCUUCCAGCCUGUUUUGUCUGGUGAAACUAACUGUGGGACAUGUCUUGACUUCCUGGACACAACUCUGAAUGUAACUGCAGAGGAUCAAAUGCCCAAUCAACUUCUGUCCUGCUAUGUAAUUGCGACGCUAAAUGCAGCACAAGUUGCCCCCAGAGCUCCAUGGGGCCGUGUUCUCAUUGUGUUAAGAAUAAAAUCAGUUGUGAAUCAGAA